CAAAAAGUCUUGAUAUUUUGUCGCAGUGCAUGCAUAGCAAAUUGAUUACCUAACGAGAUCUGAGAUAAACCCUUAAUUAAUUGUUAGUCUAUUUCUCUUUGUUUGUUUGUUCUUGACAAGAAUAUGGAUAUGCUAAGCAACUGGUGGGGUGGAAAGCCAGAGAAGAAAAUAUCGGAGGAGAAAAUAGCAGAUCAAGAUGCUGGUGGCGGAGAAGCUGAAGUGCCCACGGACCGUAAUGAUGACAGUGCUCCAGCUUCGGAAGACACAACUCUACGUAAUGAUGCGCCAGCAGACACGGCGGCGGGGCAAGGGAAGAGCUCUCCCGCCACCGAUGAGCAGCCGAGUGGAGAUAACAAAGAAACUGCCGACAAUACAAAAGUGAACGACGAAACGGAGAAGGCUGCAAAUAGUGAAAACAAGGAAGCUUCUGCGCCUCUUGGUGGCUUGACCAAAAUGACUAAAGAAGAAGCAGCUGAAGCUGCAGAGGCCGCUCUUAAUUCCGCAUAUAAUUUUGGCAGCUUCUUGUUCAAGAAGGUGUCAGAUACUGCAUCUAAGACAGCCAACAUGAUUCAGAAGACAGUUGAAGAACAGACAAUAGUUGGAGAGUUUUCCAGGGAACAGCAGAAGUUUGUGAAGGAGAAGCAUUCCAAGAGAUCUGAUGCAGCCGUUCCACCAUGGGUUGGGUACAAUGAAGAGGAACAGAUGAAAGAACAAAUACUUGCAUUAUCACAGGACAAGAGAAAUUUCAUGAGGAAUCCACCAGCAGGUGUCCAGUUCCACUUUGACUAUAACACCAUCCAUCCAAUCGCCAUGGCAACCCUCCAAGAGGACCCCAAUCUCCAAAAGAUGAGAUUUGCGCUGGUCCCAAAGAAGAUAUCAGAAGAGAAUUUCUGGAGGAAUUACUUCUACCGUGUGUCCCUUAUCAAGCAGUCAUCACAGCUAACGUCAUUGGCAAGCAAGUCAGGGGAUGAAAAGAGAAAGAGUGGUUCUGCUUCACAUUCCUCAGAUGAAGGUUCAUCACUCAAAGGAGACAAGACUCCUCCCAUCACUGUGAAGGGCGCCCCCAGUGCUCCAGCAAAGCGCAGUAAGUCUGAAGAGGACCAGCUGGAUAUCGAGACACCGGAUAGUCCACCGGGGUCAGAGUUCAUCAGUGAUGCUUUCAACUCUGAGCUGGAUGAAGAUGACCUGAUGAAGGGAAUGGAGCAGCUGGGAAUGGAUAAGAAAGGUGAGGAUGGAGCAGAAGAAGAAGUGCCUGAAUGGGAGAAAGAGCUUCAGCAGGAACUACAGGACUAUGAGGUCGUUGGAGAGGAGCAGAACGAGGAGUGGGAGAGAGAGAUCAAUCAGAUGCUGGAUGAUGAGGUCGAUAAACAAUCAUAAUAAGAGCUGGAAACACACCCAGAUGGACCAAAGAGCAUCGUGACGCUUACUUGGAAUUAUCGAGUCAAGGGUCGCGUCACAUGACCUUUUGUGAAACCAUAGCGGAAGGUCAUGUUAAGGUGCAUAUUCAUGACGCGGCCUUUUGUAGAUUCUUUCGUAGGGUUUCUUUCCAAGUGCCAGGUAAAUUGGACUAGACCAUUUGUAGUUGAGAGGGGUUUAUUUCACAAACGUUACCCCCGACAAUAAAGGGCAUGUUUUCGCAAAAGGUCGGGUGACCCUAACCUGACCUGACGCGAUGACCUGAUGAUUCGAAGUAAGCCCAUCAUGACUGAACUCACAGAAUUUUUAACCAAUGGGCUACGGGCAUUGUGUAGUUCUUGUACUGGGCCUAGGGGUGUUAGAGAAUACAGUCGUUGAUGGAUUAACUCAUUGCCUACAAGAACCGGGUAGAUCCUAUGUCAAGUAUUAGGGGAAUGAGAAGAUUCACUAGUGGACAGGUUAAACUAUUGCAUGUGGGUACCAGGACUUCCUGUAUUAAGCUGAUUGGAAUGGGAGAAUUUGGCAGUCAACA
Messenger RNA from Strongylocentrotus purpuratus (purple sea urchin), 1948 nucleotides. It is a transcript of the gene syap1, whose product is annotated as synapse-associated protein 1. The transcript is spliced from 9 exons. The coding region runs from base 124 to 1377 and encodes 417 amino acids. Lineage: Eukaryota; Metazoa; Echinodermata; Echinoidea; Camarodonta; Strongylocentrotidae. Gene Ontology annotation, cellular component: cytoplasm; synapse. The record is from RefSeq and is a predicted model, not a curated record.